Messenger RNA from Salvelinus namaycush (lake trout), 1691 nucleotides. Its product is annotated as solute carrier family 35 member F6-like. The record is from RefSeq and is a predicted model, not a curated record. Gene Ontology annotation, molecular function: transmembrane transporter activity. The transcript has 6 exons. Gene Ontology annotation, biological process: transmembrane transport. Lineage: Eukaryota; Metazoa; Chordata; Actinopteri; Salmoniformes; Salmonidae. Gene Ontology annotation, cellular component: membrane; intracellular membrane-bounded organelle. The coding region runs from base 147 to 1274 and encodes 375 amino acids.
AUCCUUUAACUGCUUGUGCGCACUCGGUCAGCUGACACACUCGAAGUCAUGUGAUUUAAUUCCUUUAGGCAGAAAUAGUGAACACAAGUCGCUGCGUUUGAAAUAAAGUAUAUCGUAGUUGUAUUUUCUAUCCCGGCACGUCCAACAUGGCUUGGACAAAGUAUCAACUCUUUCUUGCGGGUCUUAUGCUCACAACCGGCUCUAUCAACACGCUAUCGGCAAAAUGGGCUGACAUGUUCUCCGCAAAGGGUUGCAAAGACUCCACUGAACACACAUUCAACCACCCGUUUGUACAGGCCGUAGGGAUGUUCCUGGGGGAGCUCAGUUGUCUGGCCGUCUUCCACAUGCUGCUUUGUCACGACAGACGAAGACCAGAGCCCAAGAUGAACACGGGCCAGAGCUUCAACCCCCUCCUCUUCCUCCCCCCUGCCCUCUGUGACAUGACCGCUACCUCCAUCAUGUAUGUUGCCCUGAACAUGACGAGUGCCUCCAGCUUCCAGAUGCUGCGUGGGGCGGUGAUCAUCUUCACGGGCCUGCUGUCGGUGGCUUUCCUGGGGCGCCGCCUGGUGGCCAGUCAGUGGACGGGCAUCUUUGUCACUAUUCUGGGCCUGGUGAUGGUGGGCCUGGCCGACUUCAUAAGUGGAAACAAGGACGACUCACACAAACUCAGCGAGGUCAUCACUGGUGACCUUCUGAUCAUCAUGGCCCAGGUCAUUGCGGCUGUCCAGAUGGUUCUGGAGGAGAAGUUUGUCUACAAGCACGACGUUCAUCCUUUACGGGCAGUGGGCACUGAAGGGUUCUUUGGCUUCUUCAUCCUCUCGCUGCUCCUCAUCCCCUUUUUCUACAUCCCGGUGGGGAGCUUUAGCAACAACCCCCGACACGUUCUCGAGGACGCGCUGGACGCCUUCUGCCAGAUCGGCCACAAUCCCAUGAUCGUCCUGGCGUUGCUCGGCAACACAGUGUCCAUCGCCUUCUUCAACUUCGCCGGCAUCUCCGUCACCAAGGAAAUCAGUGCCACCACGCGCAUGGUGCUGGACAGUCUGCGCACCGUGGUCAUCUGGGUGGUCAGUCUGGCUCUGGGCUGGGAGCAGUUCCAUGGUUUACAGGUUCUGGGUUUCAUUGUGUUGUUGGUGGGUGCAGCGCUGUAUAAUGGGCUUCAUCGCCCCCUGCUGGCCAAGAUUCCGUGCUGCGCCAACAUGGUGGAGGAAGAGGAGGGCAACCCAGCAGAGAGGGCAAGACUGCUGGAUGAGGGAAGGGUGCAGGAGGAGACUUAACUGACAUGAUGAACUUGCAACAUGCUGAAAGUGAUGGUAGGGGGAGCGGGGGUCUGACAUCGAUAUGACAACCUCGCCAUACUCCUGACCACACCGUGUGACAUGAAGACAACACAUUUCUCAGAUUACUGUACAAGACCCAGUCUUUAAAAUUGUGUUCACUCCUGGUAGUAAGUUUCAGGUGACAUGUUUAUAGGAUCUUGGAAUAGCCUUCUUUAUGGCUUGUUGCAGCAUCAGUUAAAUAUGUGUGUUAAUGGUGGCAGGCAUUUUAUAAAUCACUAAACGGUUAAGCAUAACACUGUUUUGAUAGAGUGCCAUACUGUGGUCAUUGAUAGAUACAAUCACGACUGAAAUUGUUGGCACACUUUAUAAAGAUGAGCAAAAACAACUAAAAUAAAUCAUACAAAUACUGAGCUA